This is a messenger RNA of Asparagus officinalis (garden asparagus), 1117 nucleotides long. Its product is annotated as transcription factor-like protein DPB. Gene Ontology annotation, cellular component: nucleus; transcription regulator complex. Gene Ontology annotation, molecular function: RNA polymerase II transcription regulatory region sequence-specific DNA binding; DNA-binding transcription factor activity, RNA polymerase II-specific. Gene Ontology annotation, biological process: regulation of cell cycle; regulation of transcription by RNA polymerase II. The coding region runs from base 1 to 948 and encodes 315 amino acids. The transcript is spliced from 10 exons. The record is from RefSeq and is a predicted model, not a curated record. Lineage: Eukaryota; Viridiplantae; Streptophyta; Magnoliopsida; Asparagales; Asparagaceae.
AUGGACCAUGAGCCCCGCCAACUCGUCGAAGCUCCGGUCGUCGUGGGGGACUCCGGCGAUCUCCGGCGGCCAAGCACCUUCAUCAGGGUGAAUCAGCUCGAUCUCCAAGGGGAUGAUGCUGGAUCCUCUCAAGCCGCGGUCAGUGGCAAAAAGAAAAAGAGGGGAACACGAGCUGUUGCAGGUGAUAAAAGCGGCAGGGGCCUUCGGCAAUUCAGCAUGAAAGUCUGUGAAAAAGUGGAAAGCAAGGGGAGAACAACUUACAAUGAGGUCGCAGAUGAACUUGUUGCUGAAUUUGCAGAUCCAGUUAAUGGUAUAGGGCCUCCAGAUCAGCAACAGUAUGAUGAGAAAAACAUACGGAGGAGGGUGUAUGAUGCACUGAAUGUUCUCAUGGCAAUGGAUAUCAUCUCAAAGGAUAAAAAAGAGAUCCAAUGGAAGGGUUUACCGCGAACUAGCUUAAAUGAUAUUGAAGAAUUGAAGGCAGAACGUGUUGCUCUGAAAAGUAGAAUCGAAAAGAAAGCAGCAUAUUUGCAAGAACUCGAAGAUCAAUACAUAGGCCUCCAGAACUUGGUACACCGGAAUGAGCAACUGUAUGGAGAUAAUCCUCCAGGUGGUGUUGCUUUGCCAUUCAUUUUGAUUCAGACUCGUCCACAUGCAACUGUUGAGGUGGAAAUAUCAGAAGAUAUGCAGCUGGUGCAUUUUGAUUUUAAUAGUACACCUUUUGAGUUGCACGACGACUCAUACGUUCUGAAGGCAAUGAGAUUUUGUGACAAAGAGCAAAAUAACGGCGUUCAAGAUCCCACUUCAAAUCUAGGAGAGAGCUCCAGCAUACAAUGCAUGUUUCCAUCUCAAACGCCACAACCCACAAGACCCAGUUCUCUAGGAAAAGUUCCCAGUUCGCCUCCAAUUCCAGGAAUUCUGAAAGCACGAGGCUCCAAGCAUGAGCAUUAAUAUUAUGCAAAAAUUUAACCUGUAUGUGUUAUUCGUGCUGUAUGUUAUUUCGUUCGAUUUUUUUUUCUUUUUGUGAAUAGUGCAAGCUAUAGAAGGGAGACAGUGAGCAUUCUCUUGGUUCUUUUAGCUUCUUAAAGAGUUGGAAGCAUCUGAGGAGGUUCACUGAUCA